Messenger RNA from Aspergillus tanneri, 594 nucleotides. RefSeq lists its product as uncharacterized. The transcript has a single exon. Bases 1 to 594 code for a protein of 197 amino acids. The record is from RefSeq and is a predicted model, not a curated record. NCBI's taxonomy places the organism in Eukaryota, Fungi, Ascomycota, Eurotiomycetes, Eurotiales, Aspergillaceae. Gene Ontology annotation, molecular function: 4-hydroxyproline epimerase activity.
AUGGCAGCCCAGUCAAACCCGCCAAGAAUCAUAUCCAUUGUCGGCGCCUACGCUGAGGGUGACACCGGAGAUGUUGUUACUGGCGGAGUGCUGGAUGUCAAGGGUAAAAACUCUAUGUUUGAGAAAAUGGAGUACUUUAGAGAACACAAAGAUGAACUACGCAAAUUACUUAUAUAUGAGCCACGAGGACGGCCGACUAUGUUUAUUAACGUACUUCUCCCGCCUUGUGCCCCUGAGGCCGAUGCUGGCUUUAUUAUUAUAGGGUCUGAAAAAUACCCGCCUAUGUCUGGUUCCAACUUGACUUGCGUGGUGACCGUCUUGAUAGAGACUGGGAUGAUACCAUUUAAAAAGGGAGAUCGACCUUUAAAACUUGACACGCCCGCUGGUCUGAUUACAGCUACUGCACAUUGCGACGACAGAAAAUGCACAAGUGUAUCUUUUGAAAAUGUGCCAUCAUUUUCUUUCGGUGAAUACAAUAUCCAAUUUCGUCACAAACUGGUUAAUGUCGAUAUCGCUUACGGAGGCGUGAUAUAUGCCAUGGUGGAUGCUCGUACUAUUAGUGCUAUUUUGGAUGAUAACCACGCAAAUGAGUAA